Molecule: messenger RNA, 6737 nt
Organism: Corythoichthys intestinalis (scribbled pipefish)
Lineage: Eukaryota; Metazoa; Chordata; Actinopteri; Syngnathiformes; Syngnathidae
Gene: stk38a
Product: serine/threonine kinase 38a
Exons: 14
Coding region: 185-1597 (470 amino acids)
Biological process (GO): intracellular signal transduction; peptidyl-serine phosphorylation
Molecular function (GO): protein serine/threonine kinase activity; ATP binding
Source: RefSeq, a predicted model, not a curated record
UAAUAUGUUUUAUUUUCAAUGUCUCCGAAACUUGAAAGCAAAUACGCCGUCGUUGAACGCGCUGUAAACCAGUUUGCGGUUUAAAAUGUCAGAACUGCGUUUUCAGGACCGUCCUGUAUUUCUCUUCACAACUUGAUUCUGUUUGGAACUUUAAAACUUAGCACUUCGAGCUAAAAGGUAAAGAAUGGCAAUGACGGGUCAGAGCUCAUGCUCCUCCAUGAGUAACCACACCAAGGAACGGGUCACCAUGGCUAAGGUGACCUUGGAGAACUUCUACAGCAACCUCAUUGCCCAGCACGAGGAGAGAGAGAUGAGGCAGAAGAAACUAGAGAAGGUGAUGGAUCAAGAAGGCUUGGCCGAUGAAGAAAAAAGUCGUCGGCGUACUGAACAUGCAAGAAAAGAGUCCGACUUUCUUCGCCUGAAGCGCACCCGACUCGGUCUGGAAGACUUUGAGUCCCUGAAGGUGAUUGGCCGUGGAGCAUUCGGAGAGGUGCGUCUCGUGCAGAAGAAAGACACCGGCCACGUCUAUGCCAUGAAGAUCCUUCGCAAAGCUGACAUGCUGGAGAAAGAACAGGUGGGUCACAUACGUGCUGAGCGGGACAUCCUGGUGGAGGCGGACAGUCUGUGGGUGGUCAAGAUGUUCUACAGCUUCCAAGAUAAGAUGAACCUCUACCUCAUCAUGGAGUUCUUACCUGGAGGAGACAUGAUGACUCUCCUGAUGAAGAAGGACACUCUGACAGAAGAGGCCACUCAGUUUUACAUUGCAGAGACAGUACUGGCCAUCGACUCCAUCCAUCAGUUGGGGUUCAUCCAUAGAGACAUCAAGCCAGACAACCUCCUGCUAGACUCUAAGGGUCACGUUAAGCUGUCGGACUUUGGACUGUGCACAGGACUGAAGAGAGCACAUCGUACUGAUUUCUACAAGAAUUUGAACCAUAGCCUGCCCAGUGACCUCAGUAAGCAAACUUUCCAGAACAUGAACUCCAAGAGAAAAGCAGAAACCUGGAAGAGGAACAGGAGACAGUUGGCUUUCUCCACCGUGGGAACACCAGAUUACAUUGCUCCUGAGGUUUUUAUGCAAAAUGGAUACAACAAACUCUGCGACUGGUGGAGUCUUGGCGUCAUCAUGUAUGAGAUGCUAAUAGGUUAUCCGCCUUUCUGCUCUGAGACACCUCAGGAGACGUACAGGAAAGUGAUGAACUGGCGAGAGACGCUCACCUUUCCUCCAGAAGUGCCUAUUUCUGAAAAGGCCAAAGAUCUCAUCCUCAGGUUCUGCUGUGAAGAGGAGCACAGAACCGGUGCUGCUGGUGUGGAGGAGAUCAAGUCCAAUCCUUUCUUUGAAGGGGUGGACUACGACCAUAUCAGGGAAAGGCCCGCCGCCAUCCCCAUCGAGAUCAAAAGCAUCGACGACACCUCAAACUUUGAUGACUUCCCGGAUUCCGAUAUCCUCACACCAACAGCCACUCAGGUGUCCAACCAUUCGGACGCCGACCUGAAGAAUAAAGACUGGGUGUUCAUCAACUACACAUACAAGCGCUUUGAAGGCCUCACCGCCCGGGGAGCUAUCCCGUCCUACAUGAAGUCCACCAAGAGAUGAAGCGAGCCCACCAAAAAGUCCUUGUCCCAGCAUGGGCAACUUGUUGCCUCCGACCAGAGAUGAGCAAUUAGUUUGGGGGGUGGGGAGGGGCUCCCGUUGAUUGCUUUGCACUGUAAAAAGCGCUGCCUUCGUUUUUCUUCACUUUGUCUGAUGCUUCCAACACCACAAUAAUGCUUCCUGCUCUUUAAGGAUUCUCCAUGGAAGCAGUGGUGGAAUUUUUUUGUUUGUUUUUUACUCAAAUACUAGCUCCAUCACAUUCCCUCUUUCAAAACCAGCACCAUUCAUCCUUUCUCACUGCUUGUCCACAUUUCGCAGACACUUGACAGGCGUCAAGUGCUCUCUUCAGGGAUUUUGUCCAAACAUGUUUCUGCUGCCAGCGCUGAGUGGUGUCCAACCAAAGACUGCAUCAAGAACUUCUCACUUAUGUCUGUCCCUGCGUAAUUACUUCGAAUGAUGUUUUUUUUUUUUUUAUUUGAUUUUCUUGAUGAUAAGAGGGAAUUUACUAACUCAUUGACGGCAAUAGGCAGACAAGUUAGAAUUGGAUGUCUAUCGUCGUCAAUGAGCUUAUGUUACUAUGUAAGUGUCAUGAUUUGGUAGCAGUUUUUCUUCUUAGGAAUGGACUACACCAAAAAACACCAGCAGUUCAUGGUGAACCCAUGUAAGCUAAUAUGAAAAAAAUCCUUAUUGUCCCCCAUGAUGUCGAAACUAGCAAAAUACAAUAGUCGUCUUUGCUUUCGUCGAUGUUAGCGAGGCCUUUGAGCAGUUAGUUGAAACUGGAGUGGCGCCACAUGCUUUAUUUUUAAACCUCAUCCCAGCAUGCGCGCAUGCAAAAUGUUCACUCGCGAUCUGUAAUUAGAGGGCUGAACUGGUCCAAUGUCCACAAUAUCCAGUAUGCUGUCAUCUAAAAUGAAUGUAAGUAUAAGGUGUACCACUUGAAUAAUUCCAAAUGCUGAUUGUUUGAAUGUACAAGCUACAACUAUAGAAGGAAUUGUAAUUCUAUUUGAUCACAUUCAAGUGAUAGAAUCAUUGGCCUUUUGUCUAUAAAAUAAUUAGAUUUUAUGGAUUUUACCAAUGGAAAUGCAACUGUUUGUUUGCUAAUAAGUCGUUUGGUCAAAAAAAUGUAUGCUAAUGAUGCUAGCCAAAAUGGUGACCUCAUCAUGUCUGUUUGCUAACACAAGUUUGGGCAAAAAAAAAAAAAAAGGAUGCUAAUGAUGCUAGCUGAAAUGUGACAUAUUGUCACAUUUCAGACCUAACUGCUUGCUUUAAUGACUUUUUAGCAUUACAAAAUAUUUUCUGACUGUAUCCUACAUAUUUUUGUUACAUCCUUGCAAGAUUUUCUAGGACAAAUUGGCUAUCAUAUCUGGCUGUUGUGAAGUUUUGUUAUCGCCUGUAUAUAUGAUGAAGACAAUGAGCACAUUGUAUUUUAGAAAAGCUUUCAGUGGACAUUUUCUUUUUGGCAGGGUACUUAUUUUUUUUAAAGGAAGUGAUCUGUUACUGGAGUAAUUGUGCUUAGUCGCCUUAAAAGCAAUAGAGUCCAUGUUGGAAUGAAAAGAUCUGCGGGUUCUUACAAAGGAUGCUCUUGUGUGUGUUUGCUUCUGUAGUCAUCUCGAAGUGUGAGUGAGGGGAUUUGGGAAAGUGGAUGUACAUUAUAAUUAUUAUUUAAGCCACUUUGUGUUGUUUUUCUGCUUCUUGACAAUGAAUUCCUCCGCACUUAAAUGUGGUCCCCUAAACUGCAUACAACUAGUGCUGUCAACAUUAAUAUGCAAAUUAAGCCAGAGGUGAAAACAUUUUAUGAACUCACAGAAAUGUAUAUAUACCGGAAAAAAAUUAAGACUGAGCAGGUUAUGCCAGAAUGUUAGUUUUAAGCCAUUUACCGUUAAAGUACAACCCCUAGCAAAAAGUCUGGAAUCACCAGUCUCGGACGAGCACGCAGACAUUUUAUGUUGAACAAACUGAUAAAAAGCUUGAAAAGAAUAUUGAAUUUGUUCAAAAGUGCAACUCUCUAGCAUUCAGAAACACGAAAAGAAAUGAGUUUAAAACAUUGUGGUGGUCAGUAAAUGUUACUUUUAUAGAGCAAGUGCAGGGAAAUAUAGAAUCGCUCCAUUUUGAGGGAAACAUUUAUGGAAUCAUGAGAAACAAAGGAAUAAUAAAACAUCUAGUAUUUGGUUGCACCACCUCUGGCUUUUAUGACAGCUUCAUUACUCCCAAACAUUUUCAAUUGAAGGGAUAAGAAAGAUGUCUAAAAUUUCAAAUGUUCAAUGUAAACUUGUGCAUUUAUUGAAGAUUUAACCACAGCCAUCUCCCCAGUGCCUUUGCCUGACAUGCAGCCCCAUAUCAUCAAGGACUGAGGGAAUUUUGAUGUUUUCUUCAGGCUGUCAUCUUGGUAAAUCUCCCUGGAACGGCACCAAACAAAAGUUCCAGCACCAUGUACAAUGCAGAUUGACUCAUCACUGAAAAUAAGCUUCAUCCAGUCAUUCACAGUCCAUGAUUACCUCUCCUUAGCCCAUUGCAGUCUUGUUCUUUUCUGUUUAAGUGUCAAUGAUGGUUUCCUUUUAGCUUUACUGUAUGAAAAUCCCAUUUCCUUAGAUGAUUUUGCACAAUUCUGUCACAUACCUUGACUCUAGCUUCCUCCCAUUUCUUCAUUUGUCUUGUUGUACAUCUACUGUUUUCAAGACAUAUGGCCUUUAGUUAUGACGUUUGGAUGUCUUCCUCUGUCUACCAGUACCCUUACCUUUAACAACCUUGCCAUGCUGUUUGUACUUGGUCUAGAUUUUUAAUACAGCUGACUGUGAACAGCCCACAUCUUUGGCAACCAUAUGUGCAGCGUUACCUUCUUCAAGUUUGAUAAUCCUCUCCUUGGUCUCGAGACCAGGGGUCGCGUUAACCGAAUAUUUUCCGUCGUUGACUGUUUUUUUUAAAACGGUGACGGAAGUCCAGCCGUCACUUUGACAGGUUGCAAUUCACACCCCAGACCACAGGUUGGCGAGUGAGCAUUUAAUUAGCUAUUGUCUCUCUUGAUGCAUGACGUCGUUGGCCUUACUCGGAAAAAUGUCAAGGCAUGGCCGAACUGUUCUCCCUGUAUUUUUCAGACACUGAGAGAAAAGUCUGGGACACAGCCUCUCGAGUAGGUACAAAAUCAAUUGACAAAUCAGAUUUGUUUAUUUGCGUGAUGUGUUCCUCACGAGCAACGUCACUCUUGCGCGCCGAAAGUCGUCUCUACAGCAACACGGAUGGCGGGAGAGCCGAGAAUAUGUUCCAUUCCGCGGUAAAUUCAGUUUCAAAUGAGCUAAAACACAUCGACACGAGACAUUGACAACAGUCUCUCGCGCUAGCCAUGUUGAAUAAACUCCGCUCUCCUCGUAUGUUUACUUCCGCGCGCAAGUCCCUCGUCCUGCCCUCGUCGCUUUGCUAACGGCACGUCUGCCCGUCGCUGAUUGGUGCACUCCGCUGUCUGUUUGCCUCUUGUUAAGCUUGUUCGGACAAUAUUAAUUAAAAAUGAAUGAAAACUAAAUACUAUUGAAUAUGUCAUUAUCAUUUUAAAAAUGUAAGUGACGGGUAAAAAUAGAUUAUGACCGGAUUUUUAUGACACUGUCAGUCAAAAUGACAGACAACGAAAAAGUCUAGCGCAACCUCUGCUCGAGACAUCUCUCUUGUUGGAGCCAUGAAUCCACUUGGUCCAGCAGCCCUCCAAGGUGUGAUAACUGCCCUGUUUUUAACUGCUGACUAACGAGCAGAUCUAAUCUGAGGCAGUGUCCCAAAUAAGGAAGGGGAAAUUGACUGGGUGUGUCUGUAUUUUAUACUCAAAAUGGAGUGAUUCCAUUUUUAUUUAUUUAUUUUUUUAAAGAAUGGAGUGAUUCUAUAUCUCCCUUCACUUGCUCUAUAAAAGAUUUACUGACCACCACAAUGUUUUUGUAUUCAUUUCUUAGUGUUUCUGAAUGAACUAAUUCAUUAUUUUUUUCAAGCUUUUCAUAGAGUUUCUUCUACAAAAUAAAAUGUCUGAGUGAGUACACGUCCGAGACUGGUCCUUCCAUACUUUUUGCUCGGGGUUGUAAUCCAUCUGAUGUAACAACCACUAGGUAGAGGCGGGUAGUAACUUGUUACAUGUACUCCGUUACUUUAACUCAGGGCCGGCCCAGCCUAUAAACCCUACUCACCUACGUCACAAAAUGGGCGUGUCGCUGUUUCCGGCCACCAUAUUGUACCUCUUUUUCAGACCUAUUCUCAUUGUUUUCAAUUAGUCGAGCAAGUUAUAGAGCAAUUCAUGGAAGCCCCGGUGUUAUCUGACGCUGUGAACUCAUUGGAUCCGUUGCAUAAAAGGCGUUACAUGGAAGAGCUUCAGUUUAUCCAUUCGCCAGAUCCGUAUUUGAUGCCUAAAUCGAUGUUUUUCGACCCGCUGGCUUCGCCUGACAUCUGAUAUCGAUAUUUACAACUAUCUUGUCCACACAAAAUCAGCCUAUUCUCACGAAAGUUUGAAAAACUUUAAGAGCUUGGAGGCUUAUAAAUGCUACGUUGCUGGUUGGGUGAAACACGUCCUCGUACACGAAAAUUCGGCAGGAAUCUUGUGCUCGGAAGGUGAGUUACAAAAUUUUCAAUUCAAAAUCUUUUGUUCUUGCUAACAUCCACUGUCAAGUCUAAUGUAUUUCAUGUCAUUUGUCAAUGGAGCUAGGGCUUUUAAUGUUUAUAUGGUUUAGCGAUAGCACUCACUACAUACAUACGUGUAUGCUGUCGGCGAUUAGCCUAGCAAUGAUCUUAAUUGUGGUUGUCAGCCCAAAACCCUCUAAAUAUAGAUUAAAUGCAUUUUACCUGAUAUAAAAUGACUACUACAUAAUCUGUGGUAGUCGUUUGGAGCCCAGUUUUCGCGUCGAAUUGCAGCAGCCCAUCUCGCUCUUCUCUCCGGGUCCCUCGGAAUCCGGUAAAACUUCAAGUCUCUCCGUCUAUCUUCUCUGUUAUUGCAACCGACCGCCACACACGACUUCACCAUUUUGAGUAUUAAUGUUGACGAGCAGUAAAACGUGCAAUAAUAGGAGGAAUUUACGAAGCGCUAAUGCAUUUCUAUGACGAGUAUGCGGACAACAUGGCGCGGGGGCGUGGCUGUGACGUCACGUGAGUAGGGUCUAUACGCAGACUAUACAGCUGCUUA